Messenger RNA from Hemiscyllium ocellatum (epaulette shark), 3539 nucleotides. Its product is annotated as neurofilament heavy polypeptide-like. The transcript has 3 exons. Gene Ontology annotation, cellular component: axon; neurofilament. Gene Ontology annotation, biological process: axon development. Gene Ontology annotation, molecular function: structural constituent of postsynaptic intermediate filament cytoskeleton. Lineage: Eukaryota; Metazoa; Chordata; Chondrichthyes; Orectolobiformes; Hemiscylliidae. Bases 21 to 3173 code for a protein of 1050 amino acids. The record is from RefSeq and is a predicted model, not a curated record.
CGAGCCCUUCCCGCGGUGCGAUGAGUUACAGCCUGGACACCAUGCUCAGCGCCAGCUCUUACCGCAGGGCGCUGGGGGGAGAUGCGGCCCGCUUGGCCACCUCCCGCUCCCCGGCCUCGCUCUCCAGCAGCGGCUUCUACACGCACAGCUGGUCCCGCAGCUUGGGCUCGGCGCCGUCCUCCAAACGGGCGGCGGCGGCGGGCGGCUUCGGCUCGCUGGUGACCGUCUCCGGCGACAGCCUGGGCGAGACGGCGCUCCUGAACGGCGAGACGCGGGCGCGCAACGAGAAGGAGCUGCUGCAGGCCCUGAACGACCGCUUCGCCACCUACAUCGACAAGGUGAGGAGCCUGGAGCAGCAGAACAAGAACCUGGAGGCCGAGGCGGCGUCGCUGAGGCAGCAGCAGGCGGGCCGCUCCGCCAUCGGGGAGAUGUACGAGCGGGAAAUCCGGGACCUCCGCACCCUGGUGGCGCAGGUCAGCAACGACAAGGCGCAGCUGCAGCUCGAGCAGGAGCACCUGGAGGAGGACAUCCAGCACAUCCGGCAGCGGCACGAGGACGAGAGCCGCCUGCGCGAGGAGAUCGACGCCAGCGUCCGCGCGCUCGCCAAGCACACCGAGGACGCCGGCCUGCUGAAGCUCGAGCUGUCCAAGCGGCUGCAGUUCCUCAGCGACGAGGCGUCCGCCAUGCGCGCCGGCCACCAGGACGAGGUGCGCGAGCUGCUGAGUCAGAUCCAGGGCUCGCCGGUCACCCUGGAGGUCAGGGACUCGCUCAAGUCGGACAUCACCGCCGCCCUGCGCGAGAUCCGCGCCCAGAUGGAGGGCCAGGCCGUCACCACCAGCAGCCAGACCGAGGAGGUCUUCAGGGUCAAGCUGGAAAAGCUCAACCAGGCCGCCAAGGUCAACACGGACGCCAUCCACGCGGCGCAGGACGAAAUCCUGGAGUACCGCAGGCACCUGCAGUCCAAGAACACCGAGCUGGAGACUCUGAAAGGAACCAAAGACUCCCUGGAGAGGCAGAUGUACGAGAUGGAGGACAGGCACAAUGCAGACCUCUCCACCUACCAGGAAGCGGCCCAGCAACUGGAAAACGAAUUGAGGAACAUAAAGUGGGAAAUGGCCGCGCAACUCAGGGAAUACCAAGAUUUGCUCAAUGUUAAAAUGGCUUUGGAUAUUGAAAUUGCAGCCUACAGGAAACUCCUGGAAGGUGAAGAGUCAAGGUUUAUUGGGACACCCCCUUACCCUUACAUAGAUCAUAAAGUUCCUACAUUGCCAAACCAUAUUAAACCCAAGACUGUAGAAAAGCUCAAGCCAGAGGACAAAGGUAAAGAUCUUGUAGAAGAACAAAUGGAUGAAAAGACUGAAGAAACAACCAAAGAAACAGAAAUAGCUGAAGAAGGAAAGGAAGAUGAGGAGAAAACUUCAAAGGAUGAUGAACAGGCAGAAUCUGAAGAAGCAGCAGAGGAAGAGGUUGAAAAAGCAGAGAAGAGUGACCAAGAAACAAAAUCUGAUGAAGAAGCUGUGAAAGAGAAAGACACAACGACUGAAGAAGUUGAAGAGGGUAAAGCAAAAUCAACUGUAAUUGUCAAAGAGAGAGAAAAAAUUAUAGAGGAAGAAGACGAAAAGGAGCAACCAAAGAAAAAGCAAGAAGCAGAUUCUACCAAAGACCAAAAGGAACCAGCAGACAAAAUUAAACCUGUUGAACCUACUCCAAAAGUUAAAGAAGAUAAGGAGAAAGACAAAACAGAAGAGGAGGCAGAACCUAAAGAAACAAAAGUAGAAAAGGAAAAAGAGGCCAAGAAACCUUCUAAAUUAGAUGACGUUGAAAAAGAAAAAGAAGCAAAACCAAAACAUAAGGAUGAAGAAAAGAAAGAGACAAAACCAGAGCCCAAACCUGAGGAAAAGAAAGAGGUGAAACCAGAGCCCAAACCUGAGGAAAAGAAAGAGACUAAACCAGUGCCUAAAGCUGAGGAAAAGAAAGAGACUAAACCAGAGCCCAAAGCUGAGGAAAAGAAAGAGACUAAACCAGAGCCCAAAGCUGAGGAAAAGAAAGAGACAAAACCAGAGCCCAAAGCUGAGGAAAAGAAAGAGGUGAAACCGGAGCCCAAAGCUGAGGAAAAGAAAGAGACAAAACCAGAGCCUAAAGCUGAGGAAAAGAAAGAGGUGAAACCAGUGCCUAAAGCUGAGGAAAAGAAAGAGACAAAACCAGAGCCCAAAGCCCAAGAAAAGAAAGAGACAAAACCAGAGCCUAAAGCUGAGGAAAAGAAAGAGACAAAACCAGAGCCCAAAGCUGAGGAAAAGAAAGAGACAAAACCAGAGCCUAAAGCUGAGGAAAAGAAAGAGGUGAAACCAGUGCCUAAAGCUGAGGAAAAGAAAGAGACAAAACCAGAGCCCAAAGCCCAGGAAAAGAAAGAGACAAAACCAGAGCCCAAAGCUGAGGAAAAGAAAGAGACAAAACCAGAGCCCAAAGCUGAGGAAAAGAAAGAGACAAAACCAGAGCCCAAAGCCGAGGAAAAGAAAGAGACAAAACCAGAGCCCAAAGCUGAGGAAAAGAAAGAGACAAAACCAGAGCCCAAAGCUGAGGAAAAGAAAGAGACGAAACCAGAGCCUAAAGCUGAGGGAAAGAAAGAGACAAAACCAGAGCCCAAAGCUGAGGAAAAGAAAGAGGUGAAACCAGUGCCUAAAGCUGAGGAAAAGAAAGAAACAAAACCAGAGCCUAAAGAUGAAGCUAAAGAAAAGAAAGGCACUUCUGUACCUCAGCCUAUGCCUCAAACGAAGAUUGAAAAAACAGAACCAUCAAAAGAAGAAUCAAAGAAAAGUACAAAAGUAGAACCCACUACACCAGAUCCCACAAUAAAAGUAAAGGAAGCUGAGAAAACAGAAGCUAAAGACAAAGUAACCGAUCAAAGUAAAGAGAGUAAAAAAGAAACAAAGGAUGAAGUAACAGAAACAGUAAAAAAAACAGAAGUGAAGAAAUCUACCCCAGAAUCAACUAACAUUCAAAAAGACAAAGAAGCAGUAAAAGAACAAAUUAGUAAGGAAUCUGUAAAGGCAAAAGUAUCUGAAGUUAAGGAAGAAACACAAGUUAAAGACGACAAAGAGGGAAAGUCAGAAAAGUCUUCCAGUACUAAAGAAGAGACCAAAACAACAGACAAAACUAAAAAAGCAGAGGAAUAAAAGGCAGAACGAUUGUAUUGUGGAGACAAAAGAAUCACCAAAGAAAUGCUAGCUCAAGGAAAGCAGUGAAUAAUAUGAAAAAGUGGUUAUGAUAAUAUUGUACCUUGUUAUGAUACAAGGGUCAGGUAAGCAAUAGGUAUUCACAAGAGAGGCAGUCAAAUGCAUUAUGGUAACUUAUAGAGCAGAAUGUGAUGUAUGCCGAAUGCUAAGCACUUGCACUUGAAGAGUGUGAAUCAUUAUCCUGCCUCAGUAAUAAGUGCAUUUAACAUGACUGAUCAUAUGAGGUAUAUCACCUAAAGAUCAAGUUUAUUUGCUGAUUUAUGUUAAUCAAUUAACACAACAGUCAUGAAUUUAAGUAAGAUAAAA